Molecule: messenger RNA, 815 nt
Organism: Tuber aestivum (summer truffle)
Lineage: Eukaryota; Fungi; Ascomycota; Pezizomycetes; Pezizales; Tuberaceae
Source: the annotation of a GenBank genome assembly
GCUUUCGACCUCACGAUAACCACGCCUAGCUGCACCUGGGAACCCACCAAAUCAGCACGCUCAAUAAUCCCAAACACCCGAAGAUGAAGUCCAUUUUCUCCGUCGUUGCUUUUGCGCUCUUCGUUUUAACCGUCGCGGCAGAUUCGAACGGGUUCAAGGCAACGCUGCGCGGCGGGCUUGCCCGACGGUCCACCCCUCUCGACUCAAUCCCCAAGUUGUUCGUUCGCCAGACCACAUGUCCCUCGGAAACACCCACUGUUUGUGAUGUGCAGUAUUGUGGACAAGUGUGCUGUGGUUAUGGUGAUGGUAAGUGGUGUCGAUAGGUUUCCGGAAUUGCUGCUGAUCGGUGCUCAGGAUCGUACUGUCUUUUUGGUGAGAAGUGCCAAACGAAUGGGUGCUGCAAGGUUGGGUACGUUGGAGAAAGGCUUUCCCUUCUGAGCGUCCACUAAUUCUGCUGCAGACAAACUUGCAUUGAUCUCGGUGUAACCGAGAGUCGUGACGAGGAUGAUGUGAAGGAGGCGGCAAAGUCGAACUCCGGUAGCUCGCGGGGUACGGGUAUUGCGGCCGCCCUUUUUGUUGGUGCUGCCGUCGCUGCGCUGUAGAGGUCACCAACGGGUAGUGCGGAAUUCUCGCUCUAAUGUGGUUGGUUUUAAUGAUGUAAUGAGGUCGGUGUGGUUCCGGAUGUGUUGAUCUAAGAGUGUUCGUUUCGUUUGCCUCUGGCCAUCAUUUCACAUCAGCUAUACACCGCUCAUAGUUGAAAUUUCUUGGUGUAAUUUUUUUUUGGCCAAAAAACUACCAUUCCGUCGGAGACUUGU